AUGGCAGAUCCCCUAUACCGCGACCCAUGGGCGAAACGCGAGGCGUGGCGAAACCACCCCAUCUUUUCCAGAACAACCGUGUUCAGGAACAUCUUCCCUGGCUUUGGCAUUGCGGUGGUUGCCUUCACCGGAUACGUCAUCUACGACAACAUUAACGUGAAGACAAAGGCGAAGGAGGCCAAUGGUCAUCACUAG
Molecule: messenger RNA, 195 nt
Organism: Fomitiporia mediterranea MF3/22
Lineage: Eukaryota; Fungi; Basidiomycota; Agaricomycetes; Hymenochaetales; Hymenochaetaceae
Exons: 1
Coding region: 1-195 (64 amino acids)
Biological process (GO): electron transport chain; mitochondrial respiratory chain complex I assembly
Cellular component (GO): mitochondrion
Source: RefSeq, a predicted model, not a curated record